AUGAAAAAUUCAAAACCAAAAUUUCAUUUGGUGGCACCUUGUAGCAUAUCUGGCAUGAAUAUUCUGGCAAGAACAAAUGCCACAUCGGUAAAAAGAUGUUCAGUUUUUGCAAAUUUAAAACAAGGAUUAGCUUUUAGUUUUCAACGUCCAGGAAAUCAAAUAAAUUCAACGGAAAAUUGUUUGGUAUACGAUUGUCCCGAAUCAGAAAUUUUACAAUCCAUAAAAAGAAAAAAAAAUAUCAAUUAUUAUAGUUUAUAUGCAGAUCCAUUACCAUUCGAAGACACCAUAUGUUUGGUGGGUGUUGGAAUAUUUAAAAUACACGAAAAUAAAACGAAUUACACGGAAGCUAAAAGGAUAUGCAAAGAAGAAAGUGGAGAAUUGACAUCCGUUUUAAGUUCGAAAAGAACAAAAGGACUUUCUAAAAUGUUAAAUUAUUUAAAAUUAGGUAAAUUAGCCUACGUCGGUUUGGAUGAUAUCGAACAAGAAGGAAAAUUCAAAACCAUUUCUGGACAAUUGGCUACCUGUUACGAAUAUAGAGCUUGGGAUUUGGGAGAACCGAAAAAUCGUAGGAAAGAAUAUGAUUGCGUCGCAUUGAAUAAAAAUAAUAAUUGGCAAGUUAUGGAUUGUUCUAGAAAAUUACCAUUCAUAUGUGAGAUAUUACCCAAGGGUCCAUUUCCCAUACAAGAUGAAAAAGUUAAAGAUUCUUGCCUAAUUGAUUUAUCAAAUCGUAAAUUAAUUAAAAAAAUAUCAGAUAAUAAAGAAUUUUAUAAAAAAUCAUUAUUUUUUUAUUGGAUUUCAAAUUAUUUUACCAUACAUUGA
Pediculus humanus corporis (human body louse) is the source of this 819-nucleotide messenger RNA. RefSeq lists its product as uncharacterized. The transcript has 3 exons. NCBI's taxonomy places the organism in Eukaryota, Metazoa, Arthropoda, Insecta, Psocodea, Pediculidae. The record is from RefSeq and is a predicted model, not a curated record. The coding region runs from base 1 to 819 and encodes 272 amino acids.